AGUUAUAUUUGUAGUAUAGCUACCACUACUCCCUCGAGGGUCUCCAGCAUCACUCGCUGUACUACUUACAAGGCAUCUCGUAUUGUACGCACAGCAACUACACUAUGACUGACAACCACAACAACAACAUCAGUCAAAAACCCGAAGCCUUCACUGAGUCAGCAGCAGCAGCCCCCCCGGGCUUUCCUCCAGCUGUUGGGUCUGAGGAGCAGUCAAGACUAGUCGUCCCUGGUAUUCGCCAGGUCGGGCCAGGAGGGGAGGGGACCACCAACAACGACAGUGCCCCCGAGCCUUGGGAUGUGAGCCCAGCUGGGGAGUAUACAGUCCAGCAGAGGAAGCUGCGAGAGCUCAUACCUAAGACCCCCAGCCCCAGCUACUCCUACGACGUGAACUUUGGCCAGGCUCAAGCAGUUAAGGAUGGUCAGCAACCAGCCCCGAUAAUGCCGAGGUUCUUCCCAUUCAUGGCCCCUCCACCUCAAGCGUCGGACGGUGGGGCCACUCAGGCAACCAAGGCCUCCUAGGCACUACUGGGAUGUACUUCUCCCAACCUGGGUAUCAACAACAACAAGGAGGAGGAGGAGCCGCUGCUGCUACUACUACUGCCGCGCCCUCCAGUGCAGUAUGGAAUCUCCCGAUUAAGACUACCCCUCAGGUCCCCGGACCAGACCAGCAAGUCCGCG
This is a messenger RNA of Perkinsus marinus ATCC 50983, 680 nucleotides long. RefSeq lists its product as hypothetical. The coding region runs from base 105 to 521 and encodes 138 amino acids. The transcript has 4 exons. NCBI's taxonomy places the organism in Eukaryota, Perkinsozoa, Perkinsida, Perkinsidae. The record is from RefSeq and is a predicted model, not a curated record.